This is a messenger RNA of Tachyglossus aculeatus (Australian echidna), 2491 nucleotides long. RefSeq names its product stomatin like 1 (gene STOML1). Gene Ontology annotation, cellular component: plasma membrane. The transcript has 7 exons. Lineage: Eukaryota; Metazoa; Chordata; Mammalia; Monotremata; Tachyglossidae. Bases 739 to 1995 code for a protein of 418 amino acids. The record is from RefSeq and is a predicted model, not a curated record.
CCCCGGCUCCAGCUCCGGCAGCAGCCGCAGCCCCCUCCCCAGCCGCAGAUUCAGGCCGGGAUCCCGGAAAGCAGCGGUCGCCCGGCCGAUGGGGGUGUGGGGGCUGAGCCUGGCUCCUCCCCGUGAGGACAGACAGCGGGUGUGAGCGGGAGGCCUGGAGGGCUGGGGGAGGGGGUCUCAAUCGUCUGCCCGCCCAACAGACCCGAACCCCGGCAGGGCCCAGGCUGGGGGCACCCUCCCUCCCCCGCAGCCGGCAGCUCCAAGCUGUUCCCUGCGGUGAAAACUCCCCUCCCGGUCGCGGGAAAUUAGGGGAGCCGAAUGAGAGGUGUACCCAGGCCUCUCGGCUUGCCCUGCCUGGGGCUUGGGACCUUCUGGUCAGGGUAAUCGGCUGAGGCUGGCUGCAAAGGGCGUGGAGCUACAGUCCGAUCGAGAGAGCCCGCCCACCUGGAGGGAAGGACGAAGCGGGGGUCUUGGCUAAGAUUUGCUUUGCCGGAGAAAGAGCGGCUUCUCAGUCCUUCCCAACGCGCCUAGCAACGGCGCCCUGCCAUCAAGAGAGCAUCCGUCGCCGUUUCCCCGGCCCGGGUGGGGACUCCGCGGACCCGGCUCUAGGCUGAGCCGGCAGGCCCGGUCCAGGACGCUUGGUGGGAAUUGGAGAGACCCCCUGAAGGGAACCCCGGAAGGCGAGCGAGCCAGAACAGUGCCCCCGCUCAAGGCCCGGCCGGGCCAGGCUGGCUCACCAUGUUCAGUAGGUCGGGAUACCAGGCUCUCCCCUUGGGCGAUUUUGACCGCUUCCAGCAGUCCAGUAUUGGGCUCUAUGGAUCUCAGAAGGGCUUCUUCUCCCUGGGGCAAGGGCAGGAUCCGAUGGGCCACCUGCAAGACGCCGAAUCCCGACAGGGCUGGUUGUCAUGGAUCUGCCAUGGGGUUGUGAGCUUCCUGGUCUUCCUGCUGCUGAUCGUAACGUUCCCCAUUUCCGGGUGGUUUGCUUUGAAGAUCGUCCCUACAUAUGAGCGGAUGAUUGUUUUCCGGCUGGGCCGUAUCCGGGCCCCCCAAGGGCCGGGCAUGGUCCUGUUACUGCCCUUCAUUGACAGCUGGCAGCGGGUGGAUCUGAGGACAAGAGCCUUCAGCGUCCCACCCUGCAAGCUGACCUCCAAGGAUGGAGCUGUGAUCUCCAUCGGGGCAGACGUCCAGUUCCGCGUCUGGGACCCAGUGCUGUCUGUGAUGACAGUGAAGGACCUGAACGCGGCUACCCGCAUGACAGCCCAGAACGCCAUGACCAAGACCUUGCUGAAGAAGCUGCUACGGGAGAUCCAGGCGGAGAAGCUGAGGAUCGGAGACCAGCUCUUGUUGGAAAUCAAUGACACAACCAAGUCUUGGGGGCUGGAGGUCGACCGGGUGGAACUGAUCCUCGAGGCCGUGCUGCAGCCGCCCCAGGAAGGCCUCGCCACAAGCCCCUCACUGCCCGGACUGGAUGGGCUGGACAGCGCCAUUCAGCAGCUUGCCGUUCACUUCUUCAGUGGCAGUGCCUCUGUGUCUGGGGCCGCUGGACCCAGAGGUGGUCCUGAGGAAGUGGAUAUGGUGGAAACGGUGAAUGAAACAGAAACCCCGGCUCUUGUCAUCAGCACCAACAGUAGCAGCAGCAGCAGCAGCAGCAGCCAGAGAAAGCCCAGCGCGGAAGAGCUGCUGUCUGCGGUGGAGCUUUUCCUGUCAGAAGCCCUGGUCGGCCAAGUGGGGGCCUCCUACCAGUUUGAUAUCCUUCUCCCUUCCAAAGCCAAGAGCACCUACUUCAUAGAUCUCACCUCAGGAGCUGGGAAGGCUGGAAAGGGAGUGCCUGAAGGCCCCCCAGAUGUGGUCCUGGAGCUGGCGGAGGCAGACCUGCAGGCCCUGUUCUCCGGGGAGCUGCGGCCCCUAGCUGCCUACAUGAGUGGCCGACUUCGGGUGAAGGGGGACCUGAACGUGGCCAUGAAGCUGGAAGCGCUUUUCAGGGCAAUGAAGUAGCAUGGUGUGGCCAUGAGCAUGGCUUGGGUGUGUGUGUGCAUGUCCUGGGGAGAAGGCAGAGCCACCCUGGGGCACCUGGUUGUCAGAGCCCAAGGCCAAGGAGGGAGAUGGAAGGAGAAAAAGCAUGGGACGGCCUCCUCUGACACGUGAGGACCCUGACAGCAGCUGACUCAGAAGCUGAGCUCUGCCUGUCCUUUGUGGGAAGGACUGCCUUUUGUCAAAAGGGCUGAUGGAGGCAGAGCCAGAUGGGAAGGGGGGCUCUGCAGCCAAUGAGGCCCCCAGGGCAGGGCCCAGGUGGUGAGGAGCUAGGCCCACCCUGAGCCCAAAUCAGAGUUCCCACCUUCACACCGAAGAUGUUGUUAUUGUCCGCUCUGUGCUGCAUGCAUUUGGUCCCCUCUCCUCCCCAGUAGGGAAGGGGCAGGGGGUAUUUGUGCAGGCUUUAUAAAUGUUUUCCUUUCAUAUUGGACUUUGGAAUUAAACAAGGAGCAACCUGAGA